AUGGUAAGGGCUACGGAUUCACCUUUCACCGCCGCGGUACUCGAAUGCCUUGUAUCGUCAAAGUUUCGCUUACCUCAACUUGAGCCAUUCGACGAACUAAAAGACCCUCAGGAUCAUCUUAAUACCUUCAAGACGACUCUAGGUCUUCAACAACCACCUGACGAGAUACUGUGUCGUUCCUUCCCAACGACUCUCAAAGGAGCUGCAAGAGAAUGGUUUACGAAAUUGCUAAACUCGUCCAUAGACAACUUCGAUCAAUUAAGUAGUGCCUUCUUGCGCCAUUUCAUAGGGGGGCAACAUCCAAAGAGGCCAGUAGACUACUUACUCACCAUAAGACAGGGAGAGAAGGAAACUCUGAGGUCGUAUGUCAAACGAUUCACCCGAGAGACUCUGGAGGUGGACGAAGCUGAUGAUAAGGUGCAGCUAACGACCUUCAAGGCGGGGUUGAGGUCCAGAGACCUUGUGGCCUCCCUCGCAAAGAACCCCCUAAAGACGAUGGCAGAAAUGCUCCUAAAGGUAUAG
Quercus lobata is the source of this 522-nucleotide messenger RNA. RefSeq lists its product as uncharacterized. Bases 1 to 522 code for a protein of 173 amino acids. NCBI's taxonomy places the organism in Eukaryota, Viridiplantae, Streptophyta, Magnoliopsida, Fagales, Fagaceae. The transcript has a single exon. The record is from RefSeq and is a predicted model, not a curated record.